This is a messenger RNA of Cavenderia fasciculata, 882 nucleotides long. RefSeq lists its product as uncharacterized. The transcript is spliced from 2 exons. The coding region runs from base 1 to 882 and encodes 293 amino acids. The record is from RefSeq and is a predicted model, not a curated record. Lineage: Eukaryota; Evosea; Eumycetozoa; Acytosteliales; Cavenderiaceae.
AUGAAUGAUAUCUAUCACUCUCUCAUCCUUUCAUCUUUGUUGGCAUUCCAGUCGGUCUAUGCCCAUCGACUCUUUUCGACCACACUCAAAACCAUCGACACUGUGACCAUCCUCUUGUACUUUUCACCAUGCUCACUACUCUUUAUCAUCCCAUCCGCCUUUUUAUUCGAAUUUGAUCAGUUUAUGUCCAAUCCUCCUGGAUUGACAGAAUCGUUGGUUGUUGACUCGAUGAAUAAUACAACAACAGCUGUAUCCUUAUUUACAACUAUCGCAUCAAUCACUGGAUUAUUAUUAUGUUCUGGGUUCUUAACUUUUUGUGCUUUUUACUCAACAUUUAUAAUUAAUAAGAAAUAUGAUAUUAUUACAAUGUCAAUGGCAAGAAAUACAAAACCAGUUGCACUCAAGAUUAUACAUGCUAAUGGUAUAUUGGGGUUCCUUCAACACAUUAAUAAUCUGUGUGGAGUUCUUGUUUGUAUCUAUGGUAUAUUUUCAUUUAAAAAGGCAUGGACUGAAACACAAACAUUACCUCCUAAUCCACAGGAUGGUAAUGGCCAUCAUCCAUCAUCUGAAACAACAAUGUCUUUAUCUACCACUCCAACAAGUACUACACAAAGUAGUGGUAACAGUAUCAUUUCAACGCCAUUGAUGAUAUCAUCAAAGAUUCAAACGGCGACUGCUAAAAUCCUAUCAUCUCCCUAUCUAACAACUACCCUUUCGAUCAUGGGUAAUUGUCAAAACAAUAUGUUGGAUGAUAGUACCAAUGGCAAUGACAGUUAUUACUGUGAUGAUAGUGAAAAGGGUGCAAGUGUCAUUAGUCUAUAUAAACAUUAUAGUCAUAAUAAUAACAAUAGUAAUAAUACAGCUAUCAAUAUACAACUUUGA